This is a messenger RNA of Parastagonospora nodorum SN15, 2673 nucleotides long. RefSeq lists its product as hypothetical. Gene Ontology annotation, cellular component: cytosol; alpha,alpha-trehalose-phosphate synthase complex (UDP-forming). Gene Ontology annotation, biological process: trehalose biosynthetic process. NCBI's taxonomy places the organism in Eukaryota, Fungi, Ascomycota, Dothideomycetes, Pleosporales, Phaeosphaeriaceae. The transcript has 4 exons. Gene Ontology annotation, molecular function: catalytic activity. The coding region runs from base 1 to 2673 and encodes 890 amino acids. The record is from RefSeq and is a predicted model, not a curated record.
AUGACAACUUUUGUUUGUUCCCUCUUCCUCCCGUAUACGGCAGACUUCUACAAUGAGGAUACGGAGGCCAAGUCAAACCCCACCAGCCCAAAGCAAGAGCCCGCACCUGCUCCCGUAGAUCUCAGUGAUGUCGGAAGGACUUCCUCUGCAGGCAGCAUACGUAACAAGUCGGAUGGACCAGACAGUCUCCUUAAGCGGGCGCCGCCUUCACACAUCCAGCUACCCAAGCCAAGCAUGGCCGCAAUCGACGCCCAUGUUUCAGACUGGGGCGACAGCUCGCUCUAUUUCAACCAGCCGCAGUUGAAAGCCGAGCCCGCACCGCCCCAGACUAUUCUUGAAUAUGCAAAGGCACAAGAGCGAAAGGAAGCUCAGAGAGAGCGCCCGAGGGCCAGACAACCUACCAAAGCAAAGGUUGAUCCCCGCUGGUCCAAGUACUCGGUCGUGCCUGCUGUCCAAGGAAACGGUGGCCUCAGCAAUGCCGUCCGUUCCGCUGUGACCCUUGGCCGGAUUAGCGAUGUAUAUCACGUCGGCCUUGUUGGCUUCCCCACUGAUGUCCUGGACGAAGACAAGAAGAAGGAGAUCUACGAAAAGUUCGAAGAGGAAUACAACGCUCUGGCCGUCUAUGUCAACGACAAGGAUUUUGACGGACACUAUGCCCACUACUGCAAGACGAUCCUAUGGCCAGUUUUCCAUUACAUCAUCCCUGACCACCCCAAGAGCAAGGCCUUCCUUGACCACUCAUGGUGUUUCUAUGUCAAGAUCUGCCAGGCAUUUGCAGACCGCGUCGUUCAGAACUACAAGCGUGGCGACAUCAUCUGGGUCCAUGACUACCAUCUAUGCCUCGUUCCCCAGAUGAUCCGACAGAAGCUGCCCGAUGCUCAAAUCGGCUUCUUCCUACACACCGCCUUCCCUUCCUCUGAGGUCUUCCGCUGCCUUGCGGCCCGCAAGGAGCUGCUCGACGGCAUGCUAGGAGCCAAUCUUGUCGCAUUCCAGACGCAGGAGUACGCCCACCACUUCCUCCAGACAUGUAGCCGUAUUCUGUCAGUCGAGGCUACUGAAGAUGGCGUUCAGCUCGAGAAUCGCUUUGUCAACGUCUGGUCCUCACCCAUCGGCAUCGACCCUGUGGCGCUUGCUAAGGCUCGCGCGGAGCCUGAUGUGAAGGAGUGGAUCCAGACAAUGCAGAAGCGCUAUGAAGGUAAGAGAGUCAUCGUUGCGCGUGACAAGCUCGACAACAUCCGUGGCGUGCGACAGAAGCUGCUGGCCUUUGAGUUGUUCCUUAACAAAUACCCUCAGUGGAGGGACAAGGUGGUACUCAUCCAAGUCGCCACAUCUACAGCCGAGGGAGACAACGAGCUGGCUGCCACAUGCGCCGAGAUUGUCACACGAAUCGACGCCGUCCACUCGACCCUCACGCACAACCCUCUCGUCUUCUUGCGACAAGACAUAGCCUUCUCCCAGUACAUGGCUCUCCUCUCCAUCGCUGACGCGCUUGCCAUCACCAGCCUACGCGAAGGCAUGAACUUGACUUGCCACGAGUUCAUCGCUUGUCAAGACGGGAAAGCCAGCCCGAAGAAGCAUGGUCCUGUCAUUCUAAGCGAAUUCACUGGCAGUGCGGCAAUGUUCGAUGGUGCGGAGCUUGGCGUCAAUCCAUGGAACUACGCCAACAUUGCCGAAGCUUUUAGAUGUGCCUUGGAGAUGACCGACGAGGAGAAGCUUCGAAGGUUCUCUAAGAUGCGCAACCUUGUAAUGCACCACACCGGCGACUUCUGGAUUAGCAAUCUGAGCAAGCAUCUCGCCAAGGUCCACGAGGAACAAUUCAACCGUGACACCAUGUCUAUUCCUCGAUUGUCUGUAAGCAACCUCUCUCGCGAAUAUGAGGAGGGCCGUAAACGCCUCUUCCUUCUCGACUACGAGGGAACCCUUGCCUCUUAUGGAUCCGUCAACAGCACCGUCCUCACUAGUACUGAGCGGGUUAUAGACGUUGUGAGCGACCUUGUUGCCGACAGCAGAAACAUCGUUUACGUCAUGAGUGGCCGCACUGUCCAGGAGAGCGAGCUCAUCUUCAACCGUGUGAAGGGUCUGGGCCUCAUCGCAGAGAAUGGCUGCUUCAUUCGUGAUCCCAACUCCGAGGAAUGGACUCAGUUCCCUAAUGAGAGAAAGACGAUCAAGUGGAAGGAGGCUUGCAAGUCGAUCCUCCAGUACUACCUUGAGCGUGUAGAAGGCAGCUUCCUUGAAGAGCGUCACUGCUCGCUCAUCUUCCACUACGACAUGGCCCAUGACAAGGACUCUUCCAGUCGGCACGCAGGCGAUUGCGCCAACCACAUCAACGACGCCUGCGAGCAGCAGCGAGUCAAAGCUGUCCCUACCAAAGACUCUGUGAUCAUCGAACCACUCGACUUCGACAAGGCGACCGCUGCACAGCACAUCUUUGGCAAGUUCCACCCAACAGAGCGUCCGGACUUCUUGUUUGUUGCUGGCAACGAUCGCACUGAUGAGGGUGUGUUCCGUUGGGCCAAAGUGUUGAAGGACGACUGGACCAUCUCUUCCGUGCAGACUGUGACUGUUGGUAAUCGCAACUCGGUCGCCCUGUCUACCCUCACCAACGGCUCUACAGGUCUCCUCAGCGUACUCAGCAAACUCUCCAAGAUCAAGACUCCGAACCCGGAGUCAUAG